This is a messenger RNA of Exophiala viscosa, 1325 nucleotides long. Its product is annotated as putative short chain dehydrogenase/ reductase. The transcript is spliced from 2 exons. NCBI's taxonomy places the organism in Eukaryota, Fungi, Ascomycota, Eurotiomycetes, Chaetothyriales, Herpotrichiellaceae. Gene Ontology annotation, molecular function: oxidoreductase activity. The record is from RefSeq and is a predicted model, not a curated record. The coding region runs from base 196 to 1017 and encodes 273 amino acids.
AUCCAAUGAGGUACUUCCACAGAUUUAACUGUGGUCACAUUGACAGCGUCGGCCCACCCUUUGCCAAUGCACCGGUGUCCAACAGCAUCCUCGUGCAGCUGGACAAUUCUGACAGUAUCUUGUGUGAACUGAAGGGGCAUAUGAGACCGUCCUGAGCAACGAGAAUUGCCCACGACCUGGGGAGAACUUACAUCCAUGAUGGCGCAAAAGACGUUAGAUGGAAAGGUGGCACUUGUCACAGGGUCGAGCAGUGGCAUGGGCCGAGGCAUUGCUCUUGGUCUUGCGGAACAAGGCGUCAGCGUGAUCUGUUGUGACCUCAAGGCAGAGGCAAAUCCAGCCGGGUUCGAAAAGGACUUACAGAUCACUACCGCGGACCUGAUCAACAAGCAAGGAGGCCAAGCUAUUUUCUUCAAAGUCAACAUCUCCCAAACGUCGGAAAUCGAGCAUGCAUUCAAGGAAGGCAUCGCGAAGUUUGGACGUUUAGACAUCGUGGUCAACUGUGCAGGAUACUGGGCGCCCUUUCGAAAAUUCGCCGUCGAGGAUGAUGAACUAUGGGCAAAGAUGGCCAGCAUCAAUUUACUCGGCACGGCAAAAUCAAACCGGUUGGCAAUCCAGCAAUUUCUCAAGCAAGAUGUCGACGAAGCCUGGGGUAGCCGUGGCAGGAUUGUGAACAUCUCGUCUUGCGCGGCCAACAUCGCCUUCCCAGGUGAAGUCGCGUAUUCGGCGACCAAGGCAGCAAUCAACCACAUGACCCGUGCGGGAGCAAUGGACCACGCUCAGGACUGGAUCAACAUCAACUGUAUAGCACCGGGUGUUGUGGCGACCGGUAUGGCGCGCCAAAAUUUUGAGGAUCAAGACAUUAUCAAGCACAUGAAGAAGGCCACGCCAUGGCCUCGUCUUGGGACGGUGGAAGAUAUCACAGGCACUGCUAUGUUCUUAUGCAGCAAGCAGGCCUCGUGGCUUACGGGCCAGAUCUACGCGGUGGAUGGGGGUAUGACGCUUGGUGUGCCGCCUUGAGCAAAUCAUUACUUAGUCACCCGAAGCAUAAUCCCAUGCAUGGAUGGGGUUGUAAGGAAAUAGAAAAAUGUGACUCUGGACAUUCAAGAUGGUCUUAUAGCUGCUACAUGUUUUUCUGACAUUAUCCGCAAAGACGUCAUUCGUACUGCUUCAAGAAUUCCAAUGCUUGAACCAGCUCUCUCUGCACAGUCUCCAUGUGCUUCUGACUGCGAGGCUCGACUUUAACCUUGAAGGGAAGUGGGCUGACCAGGAUCGAGGAGGUGUAGCCAUCUACAUCGAGAGGCGCGCUUGGAUCCUCGUACAUCUUG